UUUUGGUGCAGUAAUUUAGUGUCUGACAAGAAUUGGCCUCCACCGUGACUUGAGGUCGGUCUAGUCACUCCUUGCACCUUUAUACAAUCACUGGGGGUUCAAAACUUUUCCCUGCCUACUGUCCUUCAUAACUUUUGGAAGCACUACCAGGAAGUCACCGAACGAAACCAACGACCGAAAGCAAAUCAAAGGAACUACACGAUGUACUCUACUUUCAUUCGCCUCGCAGAGUCUGCGACCACGAAGAAUUUGGACCUGCGCCAGGCGAGCGUUGCACUAUACCCGCCAAUUCCCCUAUACCGCAGAUUACUCAGGGCGCACAGGAGACUCCCAAUUGAAAUGCGUUCAUUGGGUGAUGACUAUGUCAAAGCUGAGUUUAGAAGGCAUAGAGAGAUUACCAAUCCAGUACACAUCAUGGGAUUCCUGACACAGUGGAAGAUGUACUUGGAUGAGCUACCUCAAGAUCCCUCGGACUCGAGAAGUUUCAAAAAACUAGAUCCCACAGUAUACGAAAAGAUGUCUGCAGAACAACUUGGACAGUUGUACGAGUUCAUGCACGCGACUAAAGAGAUAUGGAAACCAGUGAACGAUGAACAGGACCAGACUGAGAUUAAGAAAUAACAUACUCAGUGGCUGUUAUCCAUAACCUGUCCUUCGCGCGCAUAUACCCUUCCGCUUUGUUCCGUGAAGCCCCUGCGCCUUCCGACACGGCCGAACCUAGACCAAGGAAUGAAAUCGUCACCAUGACCCGUUUACAAUAUACCCUUCCGCUUGGUUCCGUGAAGUUCUACACGUUCCGCCAAGGCUGCAUUCGGAACCAAGACGUGACACCUUCAGUCAUCCAUGUCAUGUCCUUCGUGUGCUU
Suillus bovinus is the source of this 865-nucleotide messenger RNA. Its product is annotated as ACN9-domain-containing protein. Gene Ontology annotation, cellular component: mitochondrial intermembrane space; mitochondrion. Lineage: Eukaryota; Fungi; Basidiomycota; Agaricomycetes; Boletales; Suillaceae. Gene Ontology annotation, biological process: succinate metabolic process; mitochondrial respiratory chain complex II assembly. The coding region runs from base 202 to 621 and encodes 139 amino acids. The record is from RefSeq and is a predicted model, not a curated record. The transcript is spliced from 4 exons.